Daucus carota subsp. sativus is the source of this 1202-nucleotide messenger RNA. Its product is annotated as flavonol synthase/flavanone 3-hydroxylase. The transcript is spliced from 3 exons. The record is from RefSeq and is a predicted model, not a curated record. The coding region runs from base 1 to 1011 and encodes 336 amino acids. NCBI's taxonomy places the organism in Eukaryota, Viridiplantae, Streptophyta, Magnoliopsida, Apiales, Apiaceae.
AUGGGAGAGAUAAAAAGGAUCCAAGAUGUUGCUUCUGAGGCCAGUGCAUGUGAUACCAUUCCGGCUGAAUUUGUCAGGCCGGAAGAUGAGAGACCGGGACUCACCACGUACAAAGGAGACCUCCCUCAAGUCCCGGUCAUUGAUUUUUCGAUCAAAGAUGAAGAGAAGCUUGUGGCUCAAAUCUACGAUGUGAGCUGCAAGUGGGGUUUUUUUCAGAUUGUGAAUCAUGAGAUUCCUGAUGAUGUUGUUAGUAGACUUAAAGAAGUUGGGACAACUUUUUUUGAGUUGCCUCAAGAAGAGAAAGAGCUUUAUGCAAAGCCACCUGGGGCUAAGAGUUUGGAGGGUUAUGGAACCAAGUUACAGAAAGAAGUUAAUGGAAUUAAAGGCUGGGUUGAUCAUUUGUUUCACAUAUUAUCUCCUCCAUCUGCUGUUAAUUAUAAGUUUUGGCCUAAGAAUCCAGCUUCUUACAGGGAGGCUAACGAGGAGUACACAAAGUAUAUGCAUAAGGUGGAGGAGAGGCUGCUAAGGUAUUUGUCGAGAGGGAUAGGACUGGAGGAGAAUGAGCUAAGGACAGCAGUUGGAGGGGAUGAUCUUAUCUACCUCUUAAAGAUCAAUUAUUACCCACCAUGCCCACGUCCUGACCUUGCACUCGGCGUUCCGGCUCACACCGACAUGUCUGUCGUGACAAUACUUGUUCCUAAUGAUGUACAGGGGCUUCAAGUUUUUCAUGAAGGCAAUUGGAUAGAUGCACAGUAUAUCCCCAAUGCUCUUGUCAUUCACAUUGGUGAUCAGCUUGAGAUAUUGAGCAAUGGGAAGUAUAAAGCAGUGCUACACAGAACAACAGUGAACAAGGAGAAAACUAGAUUGUCAUGGCCAGUGUUCAUGGAGCCACCACCGGACAUGGAAGUAGGCCCACAUCCGGAGCUUGUCACCAAUGAAAAUCCGGCAAAGUAUAAAACCAAGAAGUACGGUGAUUAUGUUUAUUGCAAAUUCAACAAGAUUCCCCAAUAACUAAACUUCGCAAUCUACAGUGGCAUAUAUGCAUGCAGCUUGGCAGCUUGCCUCUGCACGUUUAACAUAAUACUAUAUUAUAUAGCUUUAGAGAACAACUUGAGUAAUCUCCUUCCGAAAGGCACAUACGAAAAAGAGGUCUUUUUUUCCUAGCUACUAGAAGUUAAAUUUUUACUUGCUGAAUACCUCAA